Molecule: messenger RNA, 499 nt
Organism: Uranotaenia lowii
Lineage: Eukaryota; Metazoa; Arthropoda; Insecta; Diptera; Culicidae
Exons: 3
Coding region: 146-499 (117 amino acids)
Source: RefSeq, a predicted model, not a curated record
CUACUUAAGAAAGAUACAAUUAAUGGUCUUCAGAAUUAAUUGAGUAUUUUAGCAACACGCACACACUUCUUCGCUGUCACAUCAACACGCGUUGUCGAACUGUGUAAAAAAAGUUUCUCCCGGAUCAGGUCGGGCAAAUUUUAUAAUGACUCGUCCAGUUACGAAACUGGAACCGGAAGACGAAGGCUUCGAAGAAGGAUAUAUGAGGACACAGGCUGGAGGAAAAAUCCGAAGAAACUUUUUCUUCCGGAGGCAGAACCAAUGCAAGGAAAAGCAUCACUACCCGCCGACCGGUUUGGCAGUGAUGCAGCAGCAGGCUGCAGUUCGUAAGUGCUGCAGCGAUGGAACAUCCGGAAGCUGUUCCUGCAAACAUCCGCGGAAGGGCAUCAUUCCGGCCAAGACGAAGCUUGCCAUCGUGCCUACUCCAGUCAUGCAACACUGUUAUGCAGCAGUCGGAGAUGGUCGACUACUACAGCAUCCGGAAGCAGAAAGUGAUUAA